GCGCGUCUAGGCGGGCGGCGAAUCCGCCCAAAGACGUUCGUUAGACCGCUUUGCGUGGACAAAAAGAAAUUUUAAUAUUUUUUUAUCGGUGUUGGUGUUUUUUGUGUUGAUCAAUAUGGAUUCGGAUAGUAUAGAUCCUAAUGUGCUGGCAUCAGUGGAGUUUGAAGUGUAUGGGCAAGUUCAAGGUUGUUACUUUACAAAAUACUGCAAAGAACUGGCGGAGCAGAUCGGCAUAACCGGCUGGGUGAAGAACUCCAAGAAAGGCACCAUCGUCGGCAAGAUACAAGGGAACAAAUCUGUUUUGGAUCACAUGAUCGAGUGGCUGAAGACGACCGGCUCUCCUGGCUGCAAGAUUGAGAAGUGUGAGCUGACCAACUGGGAGUACCUAGCCCGGUUAGACUACACCGACUUCGGCAUACGGUUUUGAGAUUAACACUACUUGCUUUUGAGGUCCUUAUUGCAAAACAGCGUUCAAAACUCGACUCACGCCCGUAUUCACAAACGAUGCUUGCUUAAGUGAAGCAGCAAUCGAACGCAUAGCGUUUAAUAGAGCUCUGUGAUUGGUUCGUGUGUCACCCUGUGCGUCCAGACGCACUGUGAGACCUCAUGUUUGUGAAUACGGGCGUCAAUCUUCAGUCAUAGAUUGGUCUUUUAAGUUUUGUUAAACUCAGAAGCCUUAAUUUAUGGUUGAUAUAGAGUCGAAUUUUGAACGUUGUUAAUAAGGAUCUAAAACUGCUAAUUACUUAUUACUUUCAUAUUUUUAUUUUUACUAAAAUAACUUAUUUAUUUUGUAAUGCAAUAAAGUUAACAGUUCCAAG
Molecule: messenger RNA, 818 nt
Organism: Ostrinia nubilalis (European corn borer)
Lineage: Eukaryota; Metazoa; Arthropoda; Insecta; Lepidoptera; Crambidae
Product: acylphosphatase-1
Exons: 3
Coding region: 116-427 (103 amino acids)
Molecular function (GO): acylphosphatase activity
Source: RefSeq, a predicted model, not a curated record